This is a messenger RNA of Melanotaenia boesemani (Boeseman's rainbowfish), 7003 nucleotides long. Its product is annotated as protein unc-13 homolog B-like. Gene Ontology annotation, cellular component: neuromuscular junction; synaptic vesicle membrane; presynaptic active zone cytoplasmic component. The record is from RefSeq and is a predicted model, not a curated record. Gene Ontology annotation, molecular function: syntaxin-1 binding; calmodulin binding; phospholipid binding. The transcript is spliced from 41 exons. Lineage: Eukaryota; Metazoa; Chordata; Actinopteri; Atheriniformes; Melanotaeniidae. Gene Ontology annotation, biological process: neuromuscular junction development; synaptic transmission, glutamatergic; synaptic vesicle maturation. The coding region runs from base 203 to 4999 and encodes 1598 amino acids.
GUGGACGUGGCGGGGGGCUGCUGCUCUCUGCCCAUGUCCGGCAUCAGUUAACGACUUGUGAACAACGAAAAGGAUUUUAUCAAAGCUUUGAAGAAAAUUUUUAUGGAUAUUAUAAUGUUACCCCACUAAGUAAAUCUCUGCCGAGAGCUUUCUUUGGCCACAAACUGUAAAACUACUGGCUUGUCGCUGGAAGCGCUUUGUCAUGUCGUUACUGUGUGUCCGAGUGAAGAAAGCCAAGCUCAAGGGGCCUGCAGAUAAGUUCAACACCUACGUGACACUGAAGGUUCAGAAUGUUAAAAGCACAACCAUCACUGUGCGUGGGGACCAGCCAUGCUGGGAACAAGAUUUCAUGUUCGAGAUCAACCGGCUGGACCUCGGCCUCAUUGUUGAGGUAUGGAACAAAGGCCUCAUUUGGGACACCAUGGUGGGGACUUCCUGGAUUCCUCUUGGAAGUAUCCGACAGUCUGAGGAGGAGGGCUCAGGGGAAUGGAUUUUCCUGGAUGCAGAGGUCCUGAUGAAAGCAGAUGAGAUAUACGGCACCAAGAACCCAACACCUCAUCGAGUCCAGCUGGAUACUCGCUUUGAGCUGCCUUUUGACAUCCCAGAUGAUGAGGCACUGUAUUGGACAGGCAAGCUUGAGCUCAUCAACACCAUGGGAAUCCAUGAUGAGUACCCUCUCCAGGAUGAUGAUCAGCGUGGCCCACUGCCAUUUGCAGCCUCCCAGUGCUCUCUGGAUGACCAGGACAGUGCUGUAGAUGACCGGGACAGUGACUACCGGAGUGAAACCAGUAACAGCUUGCCUCCUCGUUACCACACAACAGCUCAACCCAAUUCGUCCAUGCACCAGUACCCCAUGGGGCCUCGGCCACAGCACCACACAGACUGCUGCACAGACUCCAUCCACAGUUUUGAUCUGGACUACAGGGAUCAGCGGGGAAGCAGUCCAGUGGAAAGUAGUCGCUUUGGAUCAUCUGGGAACCUGAGCCAGACCAGCUCCCAGUUGAGUGAGACUGGCCAUGAGAGCACUGGAGGGUCAGAACUAGAGGAGUCCUUUCACUCCUUCCAUAGUACUGGCUUACGCCCCUCCACCAAUGGACAGCCAUGUACAAAUGGACACCUUUCCACCAACGGACACUCAAGUGUCAGUGAGCAGGAAAGAGAUCAUUUGUCCUCUGAGGUACAACCAGGUUUAAAAAAUGACACUUCUGCAGAAAGGAGAUCAUCUAAACUCCAAAGGUUCCACGAUGGAGGACCACCGUUACCAUUUUCCCCGUCCAGAGUUCGCUGGUUGAAGGCCAUUAAUAAAGUCAGGGUUCAGCUGCGGGAGGUCCGAGAUGUGGAACCCAGCGCGAGACAGGCUUGGGUUAAACCAGGUGGCGGAUCUGGUCUGUAUGGAAUUGACAGCAUGCCUGAUCUGCGUAAAAAGAAGCCCAUCCCCUUGGUCAGCGAUGUGGCUAUGUCUCUUGUCCAAGCCAGGAAGGCAGGGAUCACCUCCGCUAUGGCUGCUCGGUCUUCAUUCAAGGACGAAGAGCUGAAGAACCAUGUGUACAAGAAGACUCUUCAGGCUCUCAUCUAUCCCAUAUCCUGCACUACACCGCAUAACUUUGAGGUGUGGACAGCAACCACACCCACAUACUGCUAUGAGUGUGAGGGCCUGCUGUGGGGAAUUGCUCGCCAAGGGAUGCGUUGCUCCGAAUGUGGCGUCAAAUGCCAUGAAAAGUGCCAAGAGCUCUUGAAUGCUGACUGUCUUCAACGUGCUGCGGAAAAAAGCUCUAAGCAUGGAGCUGAAGAUCGCACUCAAAAUAUCAUCAUGGCCAUGAAGGACAGGAUGAAGAUUAGGGAAAGGAACAAACCAGAGAUCUUUGAGCUGAUCAGAGAAGUGUUUGUCAUCAGCAAAGCCAUUCACGCACAGCAGAUGAAGGCCAUCAAACAGAGUGUGUUGGAUGGCACCUCAAAGUGGUCAGCCAAGAUCACCAUCACAGUUGUUUGUGCCCAAGGACUUCAGGCAAAAGACAAGACAGGAUCCAGUGACCCAUAUGUCACUGUUCAGGUGGGAAAGACCAAGAAGAGAACCAAGACCAUUUAUGGCAACCUAAAUCCAGUCUGGGAGGAAAAAUUCCACUUUGAGUGCCACAAUUCUUCAGACCGAAUCAAAGUGCGUGUGUGGGAUGAAGAUGAUGACAUCAAGUCCAGGGUGAAGCAGCGUCUGAAGAGAGAGUCUGAUGAUUUUCUGGGUCAGAGUAUCAUUGAAGUUCGAACACUGAGCGGCGAAAUGGAUGUCUGGUACAACCUGGAGAAGAGGACGGACAAGUCGGCCGUGUCGGGUGCCAUUCGCCUCCAAAUCAACGUGGAGAUUAAAGGAGAGGAGAAAGUGGCUGCGUAUCAUGUGCAGUACACCUGUUUGCAUGAGAAUCUGUUCCAUCAUUCAACUGAUGUGCUCGGCCAAGGUGUGGUGAGAAUCCCCGAGGCUCGUGGAGACGAUUCAUGGAAAGUGUACUUUGACGAUGUGGCACAGGACAUAGUUGAUGAGUUUGCCAUGCGUUAUGGGAUUGAGUCAAUCUACCAGGCCAUGACACACUUUGCCUGCCUGUCGACCAAAUACAUGUGUCCUGGGGUUCCUGCGGUGAUGAGCAGCCUGCUUGCUAAUAUCAAUGCUUUCUACGCCCACACCACCGCAUCCACAAAUGUGUCCGCCUCCGACCGUUUUGCUGCUUCCAAUUUUGGGAAAGAACGCUUUGUCAAGCUCUUGGACCAGCUGCACAACUCCUUGCGCAUUGACCUGUCAACCUAUAGGAACCAUUUCCCUGCCAGUAGCAAGGAUCGCCUGCAAGAUUUAAAGUCCACUGUGGACCUUCUUACCAGCAUCACCUUUUUUAGGAUGAAGGUUCAGGAGUUACAGUCUCCACCCAGAGCCAGCCAGGUGGUGAGGGACUGCGUCAAGGCUUGUCUCAACUCUACAUAUGACUACAUCUUUAACAACUGCCAUGAGCUGUACAGCAGACAGUACCAACCUGCUGACACAAACAAGGAGGAGCUGCCUUUGGAGGAACAGGGUCCAAGCAUCAAGAACUUAGAUUUCUGGCCUAAACUCAUCAUGCUUAUUGUCUCCAUCAUUGAAGAAGACAGGAACUCCUACACACCUGUGCUUAAUCAAUUCCCUCAAGAGCUGAAUGUAGGAAAGGUGUCAGCAGAAGUCAUGUGGACGUUGUUCGCUCAGGACAUGAAGUACGCUAUGGAAGAUCAUGAGAAGCACCGGCUGUGUAAGAGUACAGACUACAUGAACCUGCAUUUUAAAGUCAAGUGGCUCUACAAUGAAUAUGUCAAAGAGCUGCCAAACUUCAAGGGUGUUGUUCCUGAUUACCCGUCAUGGUUUGUGCAGUUUGUUCUACAGUGGUUGGAUGAAAAUGAGGAUGUAUCAAUGGAAUUUAUGCAAGGAGCCUUGGAGAGAGACAAAAAAGAUGGAUUCCAGCAGACCUCUGAGCAUGCUCUGUUUUCCUGCUCUGUGGUGGAUAUCUUCACCCAGCUCAACCAGAGCUUUGAGAUCAUCAAGAAACUGGAAUGUCCCGAUCCUAACGUCAUGGCUCAGUACAGCCGCCGCUUCUCCAAGACAAUUGCCAAAGUUCUUCUGCAGUACAGUGCCAUUCUGACCAAGAAUUUCCCUUCUUAUAUUGACAAAGACAAUAUUCCCUGUGUCCUGAUGAAUAACGUGCAGCAGUUAAGAAUCCAGCUGGAGAAGAUGUUUGAGUCAAUGGGUGCAAAGCAGAUGGACACAGAAGCCAGUGAUUUACUGAAUGACCUACAGGUGAGGCUAAACAACGUACUGGAUGACCUCAGCAGUACAUUUGGAAACAGUUUCCGGAGCCGUAUUAAUGACUGUAUGCGACAGAUGGCAUCCUUGCUGUACCAGAUCAAAGGGCCACUCAAUGACAACACCAGAAACCAGGUGGAGGCCGACUCUGACAACAUGCUGCGGCCACUCAUGGAUUUCCUGGAUGGAAAGCUGACUCUGUUUGCCACCGUCUGUGAGAAGACGGUACUGAAGCGUGUGCUUAAGGAGCUGUGGAGGAUUGUUAUGAGCAGCCUGGAGAAAACUAUUGUUCUGCCUCAGGGCAACGACACCUUCGGAGCACAGAUCCUGUCAGCAGCAAAGGAACUGGGACAGCUCUCCAAACUCAAGGAUCACAUGGCAGGGGAGGCUAAAAGCCUGUCUCCCAGGCAGUGUGCCAUCAUGGAUGUGGCUCUAGACACUAUUAAGCAAUACUUCCACGCAGGAGGCAACGGCUUAAAGAAGGCAUUCUUGGAGAAGAGUCCUGAGCUUUCCUCACUACGCCAUGCUCUGUCCCUUUACACACAAACAACAGACACCCUCAUCAAGACGUUUGUGACCACCCAAAAUGCACAAGUGCACAAUGGAAAGGGUAUUAGGUUAACUCCUAAUGAAAAAAUACAGCCCAGCAGGGGUUCAGGUGUGGACAAGCCCAUCGGCGAGGUGUCUCUCCAGACUGAACUGUACACUCAUCCAAAGAGUGGGGAGCGGAAAGUAACUGUCAAAGUCAUAGGAGCCAGUGACUUAAAAUGGCAGACAUCUGGCAUGUUCAGGCCCUUUGUGGAAAUCACCAUGAUCGGGCCUCACCUCAGUGACAAGAAGCGCAAAUUCCAAACCAAAUCAAAGAACAACAGCUGGUCCCCCAAGUUCAACGAAACCUUCCAUUUUGUUCUGAGUAACCAGGAUGGCUUUGAGUGCUAUGAGGUGCAAGCCUGCGUCAAAGACUACUGUUUUGGCCGUGCUGAUCGAGUGGUGGGCUUGACCGUGAUACAGUUAAGAGACAUUAUGGAGAAGGGCAACUGCGCCUGCUGGUGCCCGCUGGGACAACGCAUAUUCAUGGACGACACAGGCCUCACCGCCAUGCGGAUCCUCUCCCAGCGCUCCAACGAUGACGUGGCAAAGGAGUUUGUGAGGCUGAAGUCAGAGACUCGAUCAGCUGAGGAGGGCAGAUGAGGUUAACCUGGAAAGAGAAAGAAAAUCUAAUGUCUGAAUAAGACUGAUGGUGUGCAUGUGAGGUUCUUGUCACAAAGCAGGGAUUUUUUUUCUUUGGAUGUCCAUGUGCACUCUUUCUUAGACUUUUGGCAUGUCUAGCUGCUGAGUCUUCGGUGGCAUCUUGCUAAGCUCACUGGCUCACAAUCAUGUUCUCAGUCUGGGUACUCUGCCCAUCACUUAGUUUCUCUGUUCUUCAAAUUCACUUUAUUUACCAAGCUACUGUAGAGCACAUAUUCACCGCCUCACUCAUUUUAAACACUUUAUUUUACCAGGUUCUGACCACUUAUUCUCCGAUUUAGCCUUUUCCAACCCUCAUCCUCUGUUGUAGUAGCACAGUGUGCUCAAUGGGCCCUCACUGUAAUAGACUAGAGGACCCCACUUCCUGCCAGAGGGCCACAUAAGUUCCCACACCUCUCGAGUGUUCUUGUGCAAUAACCCCCAUCUUCUCCCUCAAAGUGUGGCCAAGUGCUUUAAGCCUUACACUCUGUAAACUGUGAAAGUGUGAAUUUAGUGUUUUUGUUGCCCUUCUGUGUAGCUCCAUUGUGAUGGUUUGAGCAAAUGUGAAAAUAAUUUAAAAGGAAUCGUUUGCUUGAUAAGUGAAUGACUGGUAGCUGAAGGACAAGCCAAUUUUAAAGCAAAGCUGAUAAGAUAUUUUAAUGAUUUCACACAUAUAGAGUUACUAAUGGAAAGUGAAGCUCUUGCUUUAUGAGAUAUGGUACUACACAUAAUGACCCAGUUUUCCUCUUUAAGAACCGAUCAGCUCAGUGUGUGCCUUGCUUUUAGUCAGGCUUAAUUUUUGAUUUCCCAGCAGAAACAGUGGAUGUUUGGUUUUGGUCAUAAAAUAGACAAUAACUUAAAACCUCCUGAAAAAUCUACUCUGUGUGUUCAGAGACCUAAUUUUCAUUUUUAUUUAUUAGUUCUUUUAGCAACUCUCAGCCUAAUGUGGCCAGCUUAAUGUUGGAGCCAUUUUAUUUAUUUAUUUUUAAACAUAUUUAUUUUUUGUUUGUGUGUUUGAAAGUCUGGGAUUGAAAACCUUGUUUGCUGCUGGAAACUGAUGGCUUUUCCACAAAAGUGUGUUUGAGAAUUCACCUAGUGCUAAGGAGCAGCUGCCAUGUUGCUAGCUGUGAACUGCACUUUUGUAAUAAGAUAACAUACACACCACUAUUUAAUAAAACCUCUAUUCCUAAAGUCCUAAAUACAGGAAUAUCUCUGUAUUCCUAAAUAAAGAUCUGAACAUUGGAGCCUCUCAGCUUCUGAAAUUAAACAAUAUUACUUAAAAUAUUUCUUCCUGCUGUUUUCUUCUACUUUUAGUAUAAGUGGCCUUAUUUAGGUGUCAAAAUAAUAAUAAUAAUUUGCAAUUUUUAUUUCCUUUGGUCACCAAAAUGAUGUCUUGCCAUGUCUUUGCCCAUAAUGAUGUCAUGAGUUUCCAAGUGAAGUUCUUAAGUGAUUUUGCAAUAUAGUAAUUACAUCUUGGCUGAGUAUUCAUCUCAGUUUGUUAUAUGUAAUUCUCCUUUUUUUCUGAUGUUUUGUACAUGUUUCCGUUGAUCCUGUUUAUUUGGGGAAGAUACUUCUGCGUUCUCCUGAUGGAAACACCAGUUUUAAUGAUGGAUACAGUUGAUGUUGUGAUGAUAUGAAGGGCAAAAUGUGUGUGUUUUAGCUCAUCACAAAUUUCCCCCUGUGAGUGAUUAUUGAUUUAUAUGAGCAAAUGUUUUUAUAGCCAUCCUGUAAGAUACAUGUUCCUUGUGCCAAGUUGGAAGUUUUCACUUUUGAUCUUUUUUAAGUAUUAUUACUACUUUUUUUUUUAACUUGUUCACCACUGAAUCACAGCAGUAAUACACUGCAUCAGUUACAGUAACUGAUUUGUGUUUUCUUUUUACUGUUACUAUGAAUGUGUCACCAUGUAAACAUUCCAAUUUUGUAUAAAGUAUUUAACAAGUACAUAAAUAUGUUUGCCCGAUUUUUUUA